CCACACAUCGUAAUCACCAGUCUCGAUCAUCAGAACAUUCUUAUCGUCAUAAUUUUCGUAUUUUCGCGGAUUGAACCAUAAGAGUAGCCGCAUAAUAUUGCCCUUAUUGAAGACAUUAUUCACCGUGAACUAUUGGCGCCAUGGCUGCUUGUUCAGGUGUUGACUUGAGCUGGCUUGACGAGGGCAAACCGCGCAAGAGAAGGACACAACCUGACAGCGCCAAGAGAUCCCGGCCGGGUAAACCAGCUGUUCAUGAGCAGUUUCCAAUAGUCGACGCGGCUUCUGAAUUCAUCGAAGGACAUGGCUUCAGAGCUCAUAGAAGACGCCAAGACGUGACAGGAACGUGUGGUUCUUCUUUGCCCGAAGUCCGAGAUCAUCUUCUAGCUGCCCUUCCCGGCCUCAAGGAAGCAUACCCCAAACUUGGGACUCGUACAGUAGCCAGGCUGAUGAAACCACCAAACCAACGAACCACAGGAGCUAAGCGCUACAAAGGCUUCAUUCAGGCUCGCAUCCCAGCAAAGGAUAACUCCCAAAGGAAAGGCAACGACAACAGUCACUUCUAUGCAUCCAGGGUUCGUUACUGCAUGGAGAUGGCAGCAAAGCUGGGAGAUAAAGCACUGGUGUUCUCAGCAGACAACAAAAACAAAGUCCGUGUUGGAGCCACCACCCUAGCUGUUGACCGUCGUAUCACCAUUAAGCGUUUCUACCCGGUCAACGAUGCACCUCAGUACUUGGACCACGACUUCCCAACGCCAGGCUAUGCCAUCACACCAUCUGGGUAUUUAGAGAUGUGUCCUCUCUCCACUCCUGCUACCACAAUAGAUCAUCUUGGACGAGAACAAUUGGUACUACCACAGAAAACGAGGUCAACAGUUGUCCUUAGAAGUCCACACUCCCCUAAUAAUGUUACGUCCCACCUCAACGAUCUGGUCAUGCAUGCUGAGCUACCAACUUCGAUCGCACAUGGAAAGUCAUGUCUAUUCUUGCUCGUAGAUGGUGGUCCGGACUGUAACACCAAUCAUCAAGUGAACCUGUACUUCUACGCGAAAUUCUUCAAAGACAUGAAUCUUGAUGCAAUGUGUGUUACAUCAUAUGCGCCGGGUGAUUCAGCUUUAAACCCAGUAGAGCACCUUUGGGCGCCUUGCACUAAGGCCUUAACAAGCGUCUAUUUGCCUUCAACGUUGCCUGGAGAAACCGUUCCUCCAUGCCAGCAGCACCAGCUUUCCAUGGAUGAAAGACUGCAAAAGGAGCAUCAGGUGUUUGAUUCGGCGAUGGACCAAAUCAGGAAGCGUUAUUGGAGUAAUGUUCGUUUUGCUGGACACAAGGUUAACGUCAAAGUCGAGAAGAGUGGAGGAGAGCCCCGCCCAUAUGGCACAACAUACCAGCAACAGAAGGCUGCACUGGCUGGAUCCACUAGAGCUCUUCGUCAGAGUGGAAUGAUGGAAAUGUAUCGGUUUGCGUCAAGACACAUGGACAAGCGCAUUGGAACGGUAAUUUUUGCUAAAUGUUUGGAGCCAUCUUGUGAACAUUGUUCUUCGCAUCCCCCCCAAGUUUCCCCUGGAGAUCUACACAUUCUAAGGAAUUUUCCCACACCGAAACCAUCAAGCGACCAUGGAGGACACUUCAUAACAUUCUUGGAGGCUUGCAAGGAGGGCAUUGAUAUGCCUUGUGAGCACAUGCCCCUCUACAAAGAAAAGGGACUCGGAAGGUGCGACAAGAUGGGUUGCCGCUAUGUUUUCGGCAGCAAGAAAGAUGUAGAGGACCACCGACGCAAGGUUCAUGGACGUUAGUGUAUCAUGGUACUGGUGUCUGAUUGUAAUUUCAUAUUAAUGUCAUCAUGACUGCAGGUUCAUUCAGUUGUCAUGUAAUUUUUCUACCAUAGGCUCGUUAUAAAACUUUGAUUAAGUGCACCUUCUUGAUUAGUUACAUUUGAUGAUGUCAAAUUCAAGCUACUCAGGCUGUUAUUUUCAAUUAGCACAUUCUUUCCCACUUUUUCAAUAUUGAUUGAAGACUCAAUAGACUCAUUAACCUGAUUGUUCUUUUGUGAAAAAAAAAGAAGUGUUCAGCAUUCGGAAAUGAGUAUUUCUUCAAUAACUUUGUGUAUAUUCUAUUAUUACAGUUCAGUGUCUAUCUUGAGUAAUUGAUAAUUGUUGUGCAUUGCAAGGGAAUAUUACAUUGAAAACUUAAGUAUUUAAUUCACUGUAUCCCAUUCAGGCAGUAACAUACAAUACUGUUUAGUAAUAAACUUUGCUAUUCCCUCAGCUGUGCAUGUCAACAUUCAUGCUGCAGCAAGUGAAGAUACUUUUUUUAGGGGGGGGGGGGUGGUCACCUACUUACUGUCCUAUGUCACUAUUUACUGAUUGGAUGACUUGAUUUUCUUAUGAGCCGUCAAGACGCAUGUUUAAAUCCAAAUUAUUUAUGCCAACUGGGGCUGCAAAAUUACAAAAGCCUUCGUGUGAAAGCAAAUGUCAUACAUUAUGUAUAUUAAUUUCCUUUUAAGCUCUAAGCUUUAUCAAGUUUAUAUGUAUGUUACACUUGAAAUUUGGGUCUUCAAAUUUUAGAGCAUGGUUACUAUAUUGUUUUUUAUCAUUGGGCACAUUUGUUCUCCGUUAUGUGAAAAUUUCAUGAUUAGGUUUGAAAUGUGUAGGCCUGUAAUAUUAGGUAUUUUAGGUGUGGGGUCUCUUUUAUUUGUAUUUGUUACCAUGUUACCAUGUUACUAUUUCAUUUUUGUUUUCAUUACUUUUAUAAGUAAUAUUUUGUGUUAUGUUAUUACUUGUAAAUAUUUUGAUUGUAUAUAAUUUGAAUACUAAUAAAUCACAUGCUUAUUCUG
This is a messenger RNA of Lytechinus pictus (painted urchin), 2830 nucleotides long. RefSeq lists its product as uncharacterized. Lineage: Eukaryota; Metazoa; Echinodermata; Echinoidea; Temnopleuroida; Toxopneustidae. The transcript is spliced from 3 exons. The record is from RefSeq and is a predicted model, not a curated record. Bases 141 to 1790 code for a protein of 549 amino acids.